AACACCCUUCCCUUCCCCAACUUCAACUCGGUCGUUUGAUUCUUUGUCUUCAUUUGGGUUUCUUUUUGUCUCCCAAGUUUUUAUCCUUUUUUCUCUGAAUUUCCAAAUUUUCGUAUUUAUUUACCUUAUUUUCAAUUUUUCCCAAUAAUCUACUUUUAGGAAGCUUCAAAAGAUAUUUUCCUUCUAAAAAAGAAAGCAUCUUCAAUCUUUAUCUGGGUAGUCUUCUUAUUUGCUUUCAUUCCGCUCUUCUUUUCUCUUCUUUCUUAUUCUUAUUAUGUCCUUUCUCUUGGGUUUUCAUUGAAUUUCUCAUUUAUGGGUUGUUUUGUUUCUUCAUUUGAUGAUAAAAUUUGUAAUACAAUGUGAUUUGAUGAUUAAGGAUAUCCUUCUUUUGUCAGGAAUAUUUCAUCUUGUAUUGUUGGGAGAUCAAAGAUUGACAUAUUUAAUAUCAUUAGAAAUGUUAUUGUAUGUGUUUGAAUUAUGUAGAUCAAUUUCUUAUCGGAGUUUGAAAUACAUGUUUGAGGGAUUAUUUUAGGAAAUCAUGUUGUCAAAAUAGUGAUCCAUUAAGUAUUUUUCUCCCAAUUUAUGUGAAUAAAGUCUUAUGCAAUUGAGCUUGUUUCAACGGUUUUCAGGAUGGGAAGGGUUAAGCUAAAGAUCAAGAGGCUAGAGAAUACAAAUAGUCGCCAAGCAACUUAUGGAAAGCGAAAGCACGGUAUAUUGAAGAAGGCUAAUGAGUUGUCAAUAUUAUGCGAUAUACCCAUUAUCCUUCUUAUGUUCUCACCAACUGGAAAGCCUUCAUUGUGCAAAGGAAAACGCAGCAUGGAAGAAGUCAUGACAAAAUUUGCUCAGCUUUCACCUCAAGAAAGGACAAAAAGGAAGUUGGAAAGUCUCGAAGCUUUGAAAAAGACAUUUAAGAAGUUGGACCAUGAUGUCAACAUACCAGAAUUUUUUGGGUCAAGUUCACAAACAAUAGAGGAACUUACAAACCAAUCAAAUCUAUUGCAUAAACAACUUUUAGAAAUGCAGAAGAGAUUGAGGUAUUGGACUAAUCCUGAUGAGAUCGACAACAUUGAAUUAUUAGGCCAGUUCGAGAAUUCCGUACAAGAGUCGCUUAGUCGAAUUCGAACACAUAAGGAAAAUGUAAGACAACAACAAAUGGAACCUCUAGAGUGCAACAAUCAGUAUCAAAAUGGAAUUCAAGUACCUUUUGGAAUGAAGGUUGAGCAGCAAUUCCCACAUUUACAAUGGCUUUCCAACUCUGACAACCAACAUAUCGUGUUGCCAGAUGAUCCAAAUCUACUAGCCCAUAGGGAUGUUGAAUGCUCUGCAAGUUCAUCGUAUGGGAGUUAUUCGGGAUACUUCAGCUUAGGAAAAAAUUCUGAUCUUUCCAAUUCUGGACAAGAAAGUGGUGUGAGCGGUAUUCUGAAUGAGUUAAAUUGCAAUGCAUCUUUGAGGCUGCAAUUGACUGGGAACUACCCCUACAUUCCGUACAAUCUUAAUUUGCUUAAUGAUGGAAAGUUCCAGUCCGCAACAACAGAUAUUAGCCUGCAAGAAAUGCCUGUGGACUUCCACGUUAAUGGAAACUUUGAAGCACCCAAACCCACUUAUUGCAACACUCCUGGCAGUUGGACUUCCACAUCUGGACCCUGUGCUGUUACCAUGUUUGAUGAGCAAUUGUAUUCCCAGCAACCAAAUUGAUUUUUUAGAAUCAACAAGUGAUUGAAGUUUCUCCAUGAGCUAGCUUGGUUGUAGAUCAUCCAGAGAAAUAACACAAUCAAAUAUCAGGAUCCUCUGCUGGAAUUUGGUAAAAAGACAUUUAUGUUUAAUCUUUGCAUCAAAAAGAUCCACAAACAAGAAGAAAUGAGGUGUACACAUAAUAAUACACAAUGUAAUGCCCUAAAGUGGAUGAUCAUCGGUUCCUGGAAAGAUAAAUGGUUACCGAUCGAAAUUAAAGGUCCUCGCUCUUGCGCCUAGAUAGUUAUUUGAAUCAUCUUUCAUUUGGUCUUCUGUAUAUAUACCACAUUGCAUAACAUUGGAUUUGUUUUCCCACUUAUCAUUUCCGAUUUCCAUUUGAAGUUUAAUUUUGUUUCUCCUAGAGACAUGAUCACCAAAUAGCAGUCAAACUAAUAUUAUCUUCUUGUCCUUCCCACAAAGAAUGUCUUGAUCAGUUCUAAACUAGAAAACAAUCUAUUUAUCUCCUAUCAUAUCCCUACAUAUAAAAAAUACAUAUCAAAAUAUUUGUAACCUAGAAAUCAAAUCUUAUGAAAGCAUUUCUUUUCUUGUACUUGUUAAUAAUAUGUUUAUUUUUAA
Messenger RNA from Linum trigynum, 2307 nucleotides. Lineage: Eukaryota; Viridiplantae; Streptophyta; Magnoliopsida; Malpighiales; Linaceae. The record is from the annotation of a GenBank genome assembly.